AUGUGUGAUGAAUCCGCGUUGAACAUAAAAUUUGUUCAAUUCGUUGAACAAUAUCCAUGUCUUUAUGAUUUCACUCGGGAUGAUCGCAGAAGACGAAAUGUAGCUGAAAAGGCAUGGAAUUCAAUUGGAAGAGAAUUUAAAUUAUCAGGUAUGUAUAUUUUAUUUAAUACUAAAGAAUUAAUCAAUUUGUACAUCUGUAUAUUAUGUAUAAAAAUAAUAAAUAUGUAAGAAAAACAUAGUCAAGAGUACUUUCUAUCAAUUAAUUUUAAUAAUAAUAAUAAUCAUUUUAAUCAUACUGUGUAAUUUUCUUGCCAAAACAAUGUAUUUUCUGGUUUCAAAAAAUACUUUUUCAAAUAGUCUCUUAAUUCAUGUGCAGAUUUAUUACUACAAUGGUUAUUGUUUGAUUGUGACGCCUGUAUUCCCUGAUUUUUACUUAUCUGGGGAACUGAAAAAUGACCCUCAACUAUUUUAAUAAAAUUGUGUAGAAUACAUGCUGCUUUUAUAACUUUAAUUGCAGUAUCUUCAGAUAAGGACGAGCAAGAUAGUGACACUGAUAUUAUAACAGACAUUAAUCUAGACAAUAGCGAGGUCCCUUUACACGAUGAAAUUCCAUCUACAUUAAACGAAAGUUUUCAAAAACGGCAUGAAGAUGUGUCUCAAGAUAAAUUUAGUGCUCCGUAUACUACAAAAAACCUUGUGUUACAUAUGAAAACUUCAACGGAUUUGGUUGAUAAGUGCUUCGUUGAUUAUAUUACUUCAAAAAGAGAUUCUCAGACAAACAAAAGUAAUAGCGAUCUUGAUUUUUUCAAAAGCUUGUUAUCUGAUAUAUCUAAAAUGACAGAUUACCAGAAAAGGCAGUUUAAGAGAAGAAUACUUGAUAUAAUUGAUUCAAUUUUGGACGAUUCGCCUAAACAGACCUCUAUUUCAUAUGUCCAACGAACUUUAUCCAGCUACUCUGGAAGUUCAUAUUCAGUACCGAGUCCUGAGUCAUCUGGGACGCCCGUAUUUCAACAGUUGGAAAAUUUGCAUUCAGAAGACUACGAACGAAUUAAUAAUAAUCCGAAAACAGUACAAAAAUCACCUCCAUACCUUUACUGA
Cinara cedri is the source of this 1098-nucleotide messenger RNA. Lineage: Eukaryota; Metazoa; Arthropoda; Insecta; Hemiptera; Aphididae. The record is from the annotation of a GenBank genome assembly.